This is a messenger RNA of Lepisosteus oculatus (spotted gar), 1760 nucleotides long. Its product is annotated as MOB kinase activator 2. Gene Ontology annotation, cellular component: nucleus; cytoplasm. The record is from RefSeq and is a predicted model, not a curated record. Lineage: Eukaryota; Metazoa; Chordata; Actinopteri; Semionotiformes; Lepisosteidae. Gene Ontology annotation, biological process: positive regulation of protein phosphorylation; signal transduction. Gene Ontology annotation, molecular function: protein kinase activator activity.
UGGGCUGCCAGUGGGGGUGGGAGUUUCAUUUGAGUAAGCAAGCAAGCAUCAUAUGAAAGGCAAAUAUGUCGAGUUAACCUACUGGUUCAACUCGCCUUGCAGCUUUUGCCUUGUGGAGAGUGACAGAGCAUUGGCCUGACGAUCCCUUGCAUGUCAGUGGCUGUGGCGUAUCCCCCCCCCACCACGCCUCACUGAAAGGAAAACAAGAAACCAGCAGCCGGAGUGGAAAAAAAAACAACACAUGCACUCUCUGGAAGGGAAAGAUCUGGGCAUCUUCAGCUAACUUUCUGCAAACACUCACGGGAGGACUGACAGACUCCAGGGCUGAAUGUGCCUCUUCUAACCCCACCGAGUUUGCAGGCACAGCACAUCGAGUUUUCUGUGGUUCCAGCAGGUCAGCAGCUUUCAGCCUAUGCUACUGACUUGUUGUUGUGAGCCAGCCUGCCCCACAUGGGGAGAGAAGACAUUCUGCGCCUGGGUUGCCUUUUACUCUGGUCAUGGGUGGAUGUCACAGCUACGGCAAAGGGGAUGUAGAAACACACGACCAAAACUUGGAAUUUUCCAAUAUCCCCGUCCAAAAACUAAAGAACAACAACACCAAAGCUGCGCCGUCUCUGGAAGAAAAGCCCUACCUACUUUCAGUUUAUGUUUCAGAACGGAUCACAGACAUGGAUAUGAAGACGCUGUCUUCGCUACCUGAUGGGUUUGACAAAGCCGAGUGGAUGGCCACUCACACCAUUGCCUUCUUCAAACACAUUAACCUGUUUUCCAGCGCUCUUUCGGAAUUCUGCACCACCAAAACUUGCCCAACCACAGCUGCUCCUGGUAACACGACUUACUACUGGCAGUUCGAUCAUAAUAAGAAGGAGAAGUGUUCGGCUCCACUUUACAUCGACUAUGCAAUGUCCUACAUACAGGAACUCCUAACGGAUGAAAAUGUUUUUCCAACUAGCACAGGGUCCCGAUUCCCCAACGGAUUCCCCUUCCUGGUGCAGAAGAUCUUCCUCUACCUCUUCCGGACCCUGACUCACCUCUAUUGGGCCCACUUCCGAGAGAUAGUGAAAAUGGAGAUGCACCCUCACCUGAACACUCUCUACAUCCACUUCAUGACUUUCAGCAAGGAGUUCGACCUCCUGGAACCAAUGGAGACCGCCAUCAUGGACGACCUGACGGAGGCUUUGCAUCGAUACAACAAUGUCUGACGAGCCCAUGCAAAGCUCUGCCCAAAGCCGAGAGCUGCCUAAACCACAUAAAUAGCGGGGGCUCUCGGCUUACCUGUGGAAUGAAAUUUGUACCUCUUCAGGAGCCGUAAUUGAGGGACACCUGUCUGGAAACAUGAACAGACAGACAUUAUAUAGAGCCUGCAAUCUGAUUUUGGACCAUGGACCACAGCAUCUCAUUUUGCAGAGGGAGGAAAACAAAGGUUUCUAUCAAGAAAACCAUAAUUUUCAUAAAGAUGAUUAACAGAGAGGGACACAUCCUACAAAUAAUUCAUGAGUAUAGAUUUAAUACUAAUUGAGACUAAGGCAUGGUGAUUUCUGGAUAGUAUUGACUUGUUACUUGAGAAUUUAUUUUAAGUUUGACAUUUUACAUUUGUUAGCAAAAGGUACUGAAGUGUAUAUGGACAGAACCACAAAAUAUCAUCUUUUCAACAGAGACUAAUCUGAUUUAGAGCAACGCAGUGCUGUUGACGACAAGGACAGUAUAGUCGGUGAUGAUUGUUUAUUAAUGUUGUUAAAAUAGAAACAUUUUUGGAGAAA